Molecule: messenger RNA, 1788 nt
Organism: Lepisosteus oculatus (spotted gar)
Lineage: Eukaryota; Metazoa; Chordata; Actinopteri; Semionotiformes; Lepisosteidae
Product: presenilin-associated rhomboid-like protein, mitochondrial
Cellular component (GO): membrane
Molecular function (GO): serine-type endopeptidase activity
Source: RefSeq, a predicted model, not a curated record
UCAGAGGGUUGGUUGGGAUAAUUCAGACAUGGCGUGGAGGGGCUGUUUCUUAUGUUGGAGUAAGGGGGAUAUCCUAACUUUAUCUUACCGAGGAAGCAGGGCCGCCUUCCUGACGCAGCAGCGGCGCGGCUUCCGCAGAGCCUCGAAGAAGACCGAAACGAAGCCGGUGGAGGCCGAGGAUGCGGGGCGCAGGCAGCCGGUUUCCAGCGACACAGCGGUCCAGAAAAAGGGGUUGGCCCCGCACUCGGAACCCCCGGCCCCCGCAGCCGCCCGGUCCUUCACCAGGCUUUUCAAGCCCAUGGUGUUCACCUUAGGGUUUACAGGCUGCUCCUUCGCUACGGCGGCGAUCUGGCAGUACGAGUCCCUGAAGUCCAGAGUCCAGAGCUACUUCAAUGAAGUCCGGGCGGACUGGCUCGAGAGGAUCCGCCCGCAGAAGCAGGGAGAUAUCCGGAAACAGGUGAACCAGUGGUGGAACAGCCUGAGUGAGGGGCAGAGGACAGUCACAGGGAUUAUCGCUGCUAACGCACUCGUGUUCUGUUUAUGGAGAGUGCCUUCCAUGCAACGGACCAUGAUGAAAUACUUCACCUCCAGUCCUGCUUCCAAGGCUGUGUGCGCCCCGAUGAUCCUCUCCACCUUCAGCCAUUACUCCCUGUUCCACAUGGCCGCCAACAUGUACGUGCUGUGGAGCUUCUCCUCCAGCGUCGUCUCCCUGCUGGGCCGCGAGCAGUUCAUGGCUGUGUACCUUUCCGCAGGUGUGAUUUCAACAUUCGUAAGCUAUGUAUGCAAAACAGCCAUGGGUAGACUAGGCCCCUCGCUCGGAGCUUCUGGCGCCAUCAUGACCGUCCUGGCUGCGGUCUGCACGAAGAUGCCUGAGGCCAAGCUGGCCAUCAUCUUCCUGCCCAUGUUCACCUUCACAGCUGGCAGUGCUUUGAAAGCAAUCGUCGCCAUGGACACGGCUGGCCUCAUUCUGGGAUGGAGGUUCUUUGACCACGCCGCUCAUUUAGGGGGAGCCCUGUUCGGAAUCUGGUACGUCUUCUACGGGCACGAGCUGAUCUGGAAGAACCGGGAGCCCCUGGUGAAGAUCUGGCACGAGAUGAGGACUCGCGGCCCUGGAGGAGGAGGGGGCGCCUCCCCCUAGGCAGCAGGCUGUGUCGGGGUCUGUGAAGAGCUGCUCUCAGGCCUCGUGGACGUCAGAUCACCUGGACCCGCAGCACAGGCUCUACUGCGGAUCUGCACAGGCUCUACUGCGGAUCCGCACAGACGAGAGACAGGCUCCUGCUGCUGCAUAGUGAUUGUUCACAUAUAGGGAAGACCCUGCAUUCUUUCGUUUACGGACAGAUCUCAUCAAGAUCAUCUCAAAUUUGGAGAAAGCAAGAGUUUUUGCAAUGACUGCCCUAAAUCAUGGCUCAGUCAGGCUCCUUCUGUAUUGGUAAUACUCAGCUGCUUGAUGUUUUCUUAAUAUUGUCAGGGGGAGGUAAGGAGGAGUCACCUGAUCUGAGCAAAGCAUCAACUUUGUCACCUGGCAGUUGACAUUCACCUCCCAUUGGGCAGGUGAUGAAGGCUUGCAGGUCAUCUCCCACAUUUCCCAUUAGGCCUUCUCCCCUGUUUCGGCCGAUACUGCUAUAUAUGCAAUACAGAGUAACUGAACUGGUAAGGGGCGAAGGUUUUUAAACUACUUUACGCUUGUGGUAAAACUUGGGAUAAUGAUAGCAUCUGUUCAUGAAUUUAAUUUAUACAUUUAAACAUUGAAAUUAAUUAAACCUAAAUGCGUUACUUGAGAAAACAAAA